AUGGCCGUGGUAGACCCAGGGCCCGAGCCUGAGCGACUCGGGUGGUUCUGCUGCAAUCGCCGGGCGCCCAAAGCGCCCGCAAGAGUGGAAGCUCGAGGUGAAGAGAAGCCGCAGAUCAACGUGCUGCCACCGCAGGCGCCGCAGCCAGAGGAAGUCUGCGCUGAAGAGCCUCUGCCUGGCAAAGAGGAGGAUUCCGCUGGUGCGGAGGAGGAAGAGAUACAGCCAUCACCCGUCAACAGAGCAGCAGAACGUCCAGAUGCCGAGACUGGAAGCAGUGGCUACUUCUCCAAUUCGAAUAGCUCCCACAGCGAUAGUGAUGCCAGCGACCCCUGCUUCUGGAAGCCAAGAAGAGUUCAAAGUGACAGCAGCGCGGCAUCGGCCACGAGCUCAGAGUAUUUGCAGGCCGAAGCUCAGAGACGAGAAGUGGAAAGGCUAACGGCUCAAGUUCCCCUCACUGAUGCUGGCAAGCCGACAUCCGUGGGGAGCAUCAACCAUCCAAGCGGCUGCUGUCCAUGUAUGUUCUUCGCCAGACCGUCUGGAUGCAUACGUGGGGUGCAGUGUGAGUUCUGCCACUUUCCACAUCAAGUCAAUGUAAAAAAACAUUUGUCUGCACAAAGGAGUGCAGGAAAUCGUGCAUCAGCACGUAGCCAAGCCCUACUCGUAGGAUAA
Messenger RNA from Symbiodinium sp. CCMP2456, 669 nucleotides. The record is from the annotation of a GenBank genome assembly. NCBI's taxonomy places the organism in Eukaryota, Dinophyceae, Suessiales, Symbiodiniaceae.